AUGGAUGCCAUUGACGAGUCGCAAGGCUUUUUUCUCGACCCUCCACCCGAACCCGCCCCUGGCGCGCCCAUCCUUUCCGACAAUGACUCGAAAAUCAUAUCCUCUUUCUUCGACGACAUGACUGCCGACCACUACAACGUCCCUUCCUUCGGCGAGGGUCUCAAUUACAGCGACGCCUGGCUAUCUCUGCCGCCCCAGUUCAUGGGCACUGCGACCUCGCUGGGCCAGGCGCCAUUCGGUGCGCCGCUGCACUCUCCAGGCCAUGAACUGCACCACCAAGACUUUUCCGACCUCAUGCCGUUAGGCUCCGCGAUGAUGCCGCCACCGCCGCCGCCCCCUCAACAGCACAUGAUGUCGCAUCCCCGCCCCUCGGUCGAGCAACAGCCAUCACCCGAUGUCCUGGCGGCCGCCACGUUGUUGCAAAACGGUUCAUCCUCACGACACCACUAUCAUAACACCGGCGGCUCCAUGUUCUCGCCGCCACAUAGAGGUGUCCCCUCGCCACUUGGCCAGCAGCUGGGCCACCAUCUGCGACAUCAGCCGCUCGAGGAGUUCAAGCGCGCCGAACGCACCAACGGCUUCGCAGAGAGUAGCAUGGAGGAACAGCAUUUGGGCAUGUUUACCGACCUCGUAUUUGGCCCUUCACCUGCCGCUCCCAGCCGGCCGGCCCCGCCACCUCCUAGGCAGAACCAUGUGCCGAUGGAAAUGCAAUGGGGAUCGGACGCGCGCUUCAGCAGCCUUGCGGCACAUGGAGUGCCUCGAGCCCAGCCGCAGCGCAUCGAACACUCGUCCCUCGUCUCCGCUGUUUAA
Molecule: messenger RNA, 810 nt
Organism: Verticillium alfalfae VaMs.102
Lineage: Eukaryota; Fungi; Ascomycota; Sordariomycetes; Glomerellales; Plectosphaerellaceae
Exons: 3
Coding region: 1-810 (269 amino acids)
Source: RefSeq, a predicted model, not a curated record